Messenger RNA from Bacidia gigantensis, 945 nucleotides. RefSeq lists its product as uncharacterized. The record is from RefSeq and is a predicted model, not a curated record. Gene Ontology annotation, molecular function: phosphate transmembrane transporter activity. The transcript has 5 exons. The coding region runs from base 1 to 945 and encodes 314 amino acids. Gene Ontology annotation, cellular component: mitochondrial inner membrane. Lineage: Eukaryota; Fungi; Ascomycota; Lecanoromycetes; Lecanorales; Ramalinaceae. Gene Ontology annotation, biological process: mitochondrial phosphate ion transmembrane transport.
AUGGCUGACCAAAUCAAGGCGAAGCUGCCACCUCCUCCCACGAAAUCGAAGGGCGGCAUCGAGCUCUUCUCACCAACUUAUUUUGCUGCUUGUACUUUGGGGGGUAUCAUUGCUUGCGGCCCUACCCACACAUCUGUCACACCACUUGAUCUUGUAAAAUGCCGCCGCCAAGUCGACCCUAAAAUAUAUUCCUCGAAUAUCCAAGCCUGGCGGACCAUCUACGCCAAAGAAGGGCUUCGAGGCGUCUUCUUCGGCUGGUCCCCAACUUUCGUCGGCUACUCAUUUCAAGGUGCCGGGAAAUAUGGGUUCUACGAAGUCUUCAAAAACCUCUACGGCGACAAACUCUUCCCCAAUGCACCAAAGACAAUCGUCUUCCUAGGUGCAUCCGCGAGCGCAGAGUUCCUAGCCGACAUCGCGCUUUGCCCAUUCGAGGCUAUCAAAGUCAGGAUGCAGACCUCGAUCCCACCGUUUGCGAAUACGAUGAGGGAGGGGUGGGGAAAGGUGACGCAGAAGGAAGGCCUCGGUGGAUUGUAUAAGGGGUUACAGCCGCUUUGGGGAAGACAGAUCCCAUACACAAUGGUCAAAUUUGCAACGUUUGAGAAGACCGUGGAGCAGAUUUACAAGACGCUCGGGAAGCCGAAGGACAGCUUCAACAUGUUGCAGCAGACAGGAGUCAGCUUUCUUGGAGGCUAUAUUGCGGGUAUUGGGUGUGCCGUCAUCAGUCACCCGGCCGACGUUAUGGUGAGCAAGUUGAAUGCGGAUAGGCAGGCUGGCGAAGGCGCUGGAAAGGCUAUGUCAAGGAUAUAUGGAAAUAUUGGGUUCUCAGGCUUGUGGAACGGCUUGCCUGUCAGAAUUCUCAUGAUCGGGACAUUGACAGCCUUCCAAUGGCUCAUUUAUGAUAGCUUCAAGGUCAGCAUUGGCUUGCCAACGACUGGCGGCCAUUAA